Messenger RNA from Microtus oregoni (creeping vole), 1992 nucleotides. RefSeq names its product eukaryotic peptide chain release factor GTP-binding subunit ERF3B-like. NCBI's taxonomy places the organism in Eukaryota, Metazoa, Chordata, Mammalia, Rodentia, Cricetidae. Gene Ontology annotation, molecular function: GTPase activity; translation release factor activity; GTP binding. The transcript has a single exon. Gene Ontology annotation, cellular component: translation release factor complex. The record is from RefSeq and is a predicted model, not a curated record. Gene Ontology annotation, biological process: translation. The coding region runs from base 71 to 1966 and encodes 631 amino acids.
AUCGGUGGACCAGGCUCGUUCUGACCUGCCUACCUCCCUCCUUCUCCGCCUCACCCCGGCUGCUCAGACCAUGGAUCUCGGCAGCAGCAGCGACUCAGCUCCCGACUGCUGGGAUCAGGUGGACAUGGAAGCCCCGGGUUCGCCUCCGAGUGGGGAUGGAAUCGCCUCUGCGGCCACGACAGUGGCCGAGGCAGCGGAAGCGGAGGCCCAGCGCCAGCAUCUCAGCAUGGCCUUCAGCAGUCAGCUCAACAUCAACGCCAAACCUUUCGUGCCUAGCGCAAGAGCCGCGGAGUUCGUGCCCAGCUUCCUGCCGCGAUCGGCCCAGCUGCCCGCCCCCACAGCCUCCAGCAGCUACGAAACCUGCACCAGCGCCGCAGACCCUCAAGGUAAAAGGCUGGGAUGGGGAGCACCUGUGGAACCUCCCAAAGAUGGACCUUUCGUGUCGUGGGAAGGUUCCAGUUCGGUUGUAAGCAUGGAACUUUCAGAACCUGUUGUAGAAAAUGGAGAGGUGGAGAUGGCCCUGGAAGAAUCGUGGGAGCUUAAAGAACUAAGUGAAGCAAAGCCCGAGGGUUCUUUGGGAGAUGCAGGGCCCCCAGAAGAAAGUGGCAAGGAAAUGGUGGAGGAGAAAGAGGAAAUGAGGAAGUCAAAAUCUGUGGUCAUACCAUCAGGUGCUCCUAAGAAAGAACACGUAAAUGUGGUGUUCAUUGGACAUGUAGAUGCUGGCAAGUCAACCAUUGGAGGGCAAAUAAUGUUUUUGACUGGAAUGGUUGACCGAAGGACACUGGAGAAAUACGAAAGAGAAGCUAAGGAGAAGAACAGAGAGACUUGGUAUCUGUCCUGGGCCUUAGACACCAAUCAGGAGGAACGAGACAAGGGUAAGACAGUGGAAGUGGGGCGUGCAUAUUUUGAAACAGAAAAGAAACAUUUCACAAUUUUAGAUGCCCCUGGCCACAAGAGUUUUGUCCCGAAUAUGAUUGGUGGUGCUUCUCAAGCUGACUUGGCUGUGCUGGUCAUCUCUGCCAGGAAAGGAGAAUUUGAAACUGGAUUUGAGAAAGGUGGACAGACCAGAGAGCAUGCGAUGCUGGCAAAAACAGCAGGGGUCAAAUACCUAAUCGUGCUUAUUAAUAAGAUGGAUGACCCCACGGUAGACUGGAGCAGUGAGCGAUAUGAAGAAUGCAAAGAAAAACUGGUGCCCUUUUUGAAAAAAGUUGGCUUCAGCCCUAAAAAGGACAUUCACUUUAUGCCCUGCUCAGGACUGACAGGAGCAAAUAUUAAAGAGCAGUCAGCUUUCUGCCCUUGGUACACUGGCUUACCAUUUAUUCCAUAUUUGGAUAGUUUGCCAAACUUCAACAGAUCGGUUGAUGGGCCAAUCAGGUUGCCAAUUGUGGAUAAGUACAAGGAUAUGGGCACUGUGGUCCUGGGAAAGCUGGAGUCAGGAUCCAUUUUUAAAGGGCAGCAGCUCGUGAUGAUGCCAAACAAGCACAAUGUGGAAGUUCUAGGAAUAGUCUCUGAUGAUGCUGAAACUGAUUUUGUAGCCCCGGGGGAAAACAUCAAAAUCAGACUGAAAGGAAUCGAAGAAGAGGAGAUUCUUCCAGGCUUCAUCCUUUGUGAACCCAGUAAUCUUUGCCACUCUGGGCGCACCUUUGAUGUUCAGAUUGUGAUUAUUGAGCACAAAUUCAUCAUCUGCCCUGGUUACAACGCUGUGCUGCACAUUCACACUUGUAUCGAGGAGGUCGAGAUAACAGCCUUAAUCUCCUUGAUAGACAAGAAGUCAGGAGAAAAAAGUAAGACCCGGCCCCGCUUUGUGAAACAAGAUCAAGUGUGCAUUGUCCGACUAAGGACAGCAGGAACUAUCUGCCUGGAGACAUUUAAAGAUUUUCCUCAGAUGGGUCGUUUUACUCUGAGAGAUGAGGGUAAGACAAUCGCAAUUGGCAAAGUUCUGAAACUGGUCCCAGAGAAGGACUAAGCGAUUUCAUUGAUGCCUCUGCACCC